Molecule: messenger RNA, 2866 nt
Organism: Asterias rubens (European starfish)
Lineage: Eukaryota; Metazoa; Echinodermata; Asteroidea; Forcipulatida; Asteriidae
Product: EF-hand calcium-binding domain-containing protein 14-like
Exons: 13
Coding region: 252-1859 (535 amino acids)
Molecular function (GO): calcium ion binding
Source: RefSeq, a predicted model, not a curated record
AGUGAAGAUCGAGAGAAGAUCGAGCUUGCUGUCGAACUUCGACUCGAAGAAGUAUUUAUAGAUUAGAAGUCAUACAUUCUCGUUUAAAUAAGGUACACAAUGUGGCACGUGGAUCAGAACAAACUAAGCUAAAACGAGGUCUGAAUGUGGUCACAAUCUGGUGCUGUUCCCUUUGUAAACAUCCCGUCAAACUGGAGUUACAAAAUCACAUUCCCGGCCCGGUGCCGGGUCGGACAAACGGUAUUAAAAAGAUGAAAAAGAGGAAGGAGCUAGACGCGCUUCUUUUGAAUAACAUGAACGGCAAGAAGAUCAGUAAAAGUUGCAAUGGUAAAGAGGGACACGAGUUGCUCCGCAACGAGGCAAGCUGGGACUCCAAUUCCACUGAGAACGAAGACUUUUUUUCACCACCGAGGAAGCUGAUGAUCAGAACACCUCAUCGCUGGCGAUUUUGUGCCACCUGUGUCCAGCUGGGUGUCUUUGUUGUCAUGGUAGCAUGUAUUGUUGUUACCGGUGGUCUUAUAUGGAUGCACCUAGAUCUCAAACAAGACUUGGAUGAACUCAGGUUGCGCAUCGCUAAAGUAGAGUCAUCGUUAGAAACCUCAACAGAGCAAGCUUCUACAGUCAGUACACUCCUUUCCAAAAUAGAGCAAUUACAAAAUCUACCUGCGCAGAUAAGCAGCAUUAAUAGACAGAUCGGUGCUUUGAAUUUAUCAAUUCAACUACAAGUUAAAAUAAAAGCAGAUUCUCGAAUAAGAACAUUAGAACAAACUACAGCCCAGUUUGGAAGUACAAUGCAAGGUAUACAAGGACUACAAGCUCAUCACUCUGAGCAGGUCGACACACUAACAAGCUCCAUUGCUAGCCUACAGUCAAGUCUCUCAGAUCUCCAAGGAGAAGUGACUAAGAUGCUUCCAACAACCCCUCCACCAUCUGAAUCUACUUCUAGACCUACACCUAUACCUGCCAAUCCCACCGCGGACACCAAAAGUCCAACAAUGUCCACUGACGGUGUCAUUCAAUCCUUACAGCAGGGUUUUGAUGGACUGUCAUCAGCCGUCGGCCAGCUGAAUGACUCAAUGGUCUCAGUCGAGCUUUGGAAACAAGACCUUAUGCUAAGAAUCGUGGCUCUGGAAUCAGCUUCUUCUAGAGGUACACUUGAUCUGAACUUAGCCGAGAAAGUCAACCAGCUUCAAACACAGGUCAAUGCAUUGAUGGGAAGUUUACACAACCAGACAGUAGAGUCAGGAGUCCAGGCACCCAUUCACACAGCAAGCAAUGAGCAAUCGGCCUGGCACCAAGACGUGGAGUCAAGGCUCCAGACAAUACAGAACAAACUCACUGAGCUGGACCUCAGUGAUCUGAGAGCCAAUCUCCAACGUCUCAACACGACCCAACGCCAGAUACAGGACGCUUUUGAGUCGUUUAAGAAGGAGAACCUGAAAGCAAUCACUGACCUCCAGCAUGAGGACACUGGGCACUGGGGUCGUCUUCUACAACAACACAAUGAUAUUUUGGAUCUACAUGAAGAAGUGGCUAGUAUACUUGGUGUUACAGAACCUCCAGUGGAACAGAGUCCUGAUGACAUAUCCAAUGCAGAUAAAUCAGUAACAACAGAAGCAAGUGCUACAACUGACAAUCUACAGUCCAUUACAAUUGAAGGGAUUUCAGGUCUAAAAGAACUAGAAAUAGAAUUUUUCAAGUGGGAUAAAAACUUUGACGAUUGGGUGUCUUACGACGAGCUUAAGGAUUUCCUUGGACCUGAUGCGCCAACUAAAGACGUCUUGAUGCAUUAUGACAAAGACGGAAAUGGAAAAUGGAGUCUUGCUGAGAUGGAAACGGCCCUUGGGAUCCAAGGAUAAUGAGCUGUAAUCAUAGAAAAAGAACCUGGAGAAGGCUGGGUGUGUCAAUGUGCGUGCGAUUUUGCUGUGAGACCAACUAUAUGGACGUGCGUUCGACAUUUUUGUAUUGAGUGUACGACAAAAAAGCAUACUAUGUGACUGUUCCAUGCAUCAAAUCAACGGUCUAUGUGCGUUGCCUUUUGCCAUACAUGCGUGUCACAUGAUGAACAUUUAGCCAUACACUUAGUCAUGUGAUGAUCAUUAUGUCAUACACGCGUGUCGUGUGGUAUCAAUAUGCGGAGUCCACAGACCGCGAUUGAGCUUAGCGCUCUCCGGGCUAUUGUGAUCAACAAACUCUUCAUUGACGCACACGUCACAAUCUUUUAAAAAAAAUAGCUCCAAUGAUGAAUUUCUCUAAAAUUCCAUCCUUGUCUCCAGUAAUUUAAACUCCCCCAAUACUAGAUCAUGAGUUUUCUUCGUAUGCAAACUCAGCGUUUGUCUUCCUUCUCCAGUACAGCAUGCAAGUCUUGUGCGUUUCCCAAGCUUUUAGUUUUACUCGUGGGUUCCCAGUUCAAUUACUUGUGAAGAAAAAAGUAAUGUGCGCUCUCCGGGUCCCAAAAAGUCUGAAGAUUCACAAACUUUGCAGUCUAUAGACAAUACAACAAUCAGGACCCAUUUUAAACUGUAGGCAAUAUUUUAGUUGGUUGUAAUUAUCCAUUGUAACAAUAUAAUGAUAUACAAGUCUUCCAUUUAUAGUAUUGGAAAACUGUCUGAUAUUCCUUUAAAGUUGAUCCUUCCCCACUCCUCACACCAUUUCCUCAAUUGAAGUCAACUGAUCUGUGUACAAUUUCGUGCGAAUUUGCUAAGCACAAACAAAUCUUGCUUUAUUAGAAACUGGUUAGCAGCCAUAAAGUUUACAUUGAUGCAACUAGUGCCCAACUGUUUCUUUGCGUAGCAAAGAAAUUUGAUAAGCAGCGUUUUCUGCUUAAAGCCAUUGGACCCUUUCGGUUCAGAAAACAAAAUAAAAG